CCGCUGUUUCUCACAGCAGUGCGUGUUGUCAGGCUCAGUCCGGAUCAGCGUCUCUACUUUAGGAGCAAACUCUGAUCUGAGAUGUUCGGACUUUCGGAACCGGCUGUCAUUUUCUCUGCUUAAUCAUCUAUACUUCCUCUGGUUCUGAUUCGGUUCCCUACGCAGGAUGGACCUUGGUUGUAUAAUAACUUAGAUGUUCUAGACCUGUUGGGAUACUUUCUGCUCUUUGGGGACAUGGAGGACCUGAUCCGGCUCCCAGACCAGGACCUACAGAGGUUCGGUAAGGAGGACCUGAUCCGAACGCUGCGGGCUCUGCAGAACCGCAACAAGGACCUGAUGCUGGAGCAUGGGAAACUGAUGAAGGAGGUGAACCGCAGCCUGCAGGUCCACCUCCAGGAGAUCCGGAGCCUGAAGGAGGUGAACCAGAAGCUGCAGGAGGACAACCAGGAGCUGCGGGAGCUCUGCUGCUUCCUGGACGACGACCGACAGAAGGACAGGAAGGUGUCCCGGGAGUGGCAGCGCUUCGGCCGCUACACGGCCGGCGUGCUGUGGAGGGAGCUGGGGCUGUACCAGCAGAAGCUGACCGAGCUGGAGGCCGGGCAGGAGGCGCUGAGGGCGGAGAACUCCGAGCUGAAGGAGAUCGUCCUCAUGCUGGACGAGGAGAGGAACGGAGCGGGCUCCCGGAGCUCCAUCGACAGCCAGUCCAGCCUGAGCGGGCCGGUGCCGCCCCGGGACGGAGGGGACGGGAGCAGCGGGGGGAGUCCGGACCACCAUCCCCCCUACCUGAAGGGCUGUGGGGGGAAGGCAGGCCCUCUGAGGAGGUCCAUGGAUGAUCUGUCAGUGCACAGAGGUUCUGCACUCAAUACAGAGUUCAGAUCAGAUGUAUCAGAUUGCUACAUAAGAGAGCUGGAAAACAAAGUGAGGAUCUUGGAGGAUGAAAACAAACUGCUGGUGAUGCAGAACCAUCCUCAGAACUCCAGUGGAGAAAUGUCCCCCACAGGCUUCUACCUUCCUCUGGGACAGAAACCUGAAGCUGUCGUCCAUGCCAUGAAGGUGCUGGAGGUUCAUGAGAAGCUGGAUGGCCAGAGCUCAAGGGAACAUGAUGAAGACCUCAAUGAGAAGGAGAAAGCCAUCGUCAGGGAGAUGUGCAACGUGGUUUGGAGAAAGCUGGGCGAUGCUGCUGGCUCAAAGCUUACUGUUCGACAGCAGCUGUCAGGAAACCAGCUCCAAGGACCAGUACAGUAGCAGACAGCCCAUCAUCAAACCCAGAGCAUAACCCUCAAAAGAAAGUAGAGGAAAAUGGAGACACUUUUUUUGACUACUUAAUAUGCACAAAGUUUGCUCCACAUGAUGCUGAAACUGCUCACUGAUGCCACCAUGUGGAAUUAAACUGUAAGUACAGUUUUAAAGGAACAUUUUCAGUUCUAUGCAGCAGACUGUAAUCCAUCCAAAGUCUUCCACAUCUGGUCCAUAACAUCCUUAUCUUCAGUGACACAAGGAUACCAAGUUUUUCUCAGGCUUGAAUGGAUAUAAAGUCUCUCCACAGAGUUUAUGGUGUGCAUUAGCCCCCCCCCCCCCCCACCCUUCUUCAACUAAGUCGUCCAGGAGGCAUACUGCUCUGCAACCCUGAGUUUUAUUUUUGCAAAAAAAUGUCCUCCUGUCCUUCGCCUGGAAACCCGACAGAUCGUUUAUUUCAGCCAGUUGCUUGGAGGAUGUCAUUUUUUUUUUUUUUUAUCUUUACCCAUAUCUCAUUACCGUAGCUGGGGGUUGGAUGUAAAUGGGCCAUAAAAUCUUAAGUUUCUCCUUUCUGCUCUUCCCGCACUAAAACAUAAUGGAGCGAUUUAUUGAUAACUCAUAAAGCUCUUAUUCACCCACAUAUCUCCUGCUCUAUCCUGCCAUCAAUUAGCAGCAACACUUCACUGGUCAGUUGCCUUUUAACACAGAAAGAAAUUCAUUAUAUGGUUGCAACUUCAAGCAUUUAUGCGUCUUGAUAUGGUGGAAAAGACUUGCUUAAACCUGAGCUUUGGAGAGUGAAAGAAAGGGAAUUUCUUGUCUUUGAACUUAGCAUGAUUCUGUUUGCUGUUGAUCUACUGUGAUUUACUUGCUUAGAUAUCUAUAACGUUUACUGAAAAUGUUCCAAACAUGACAAUAUAUCCAGCAAACAGGUUGGAGAUAAUAGAAAGUUGUUGUUUUAUUGUAUAUACUGUAUAUUCAGUAUUUACAUGAUCCACUCCUAAAUAUGGCCUUUUGUCAAAAGGAACUACUUUUAAUGCACUAAUUCAAGGUGUAGCUAAAAAAGAGGGCCAGUUAGCGUACUCGAUUAAAGACGACUCAAACCAGAUGCAAAACGAGCAUUCCCCCUUCAAGUCUCAAGUGUACAAGUGCCAUGGUUAAAAGACAAAAACAGAAUCACAUCAUCUGCAAACGUCAUGAACUUUGUCAGCCCUGCUGCUGCUUUUCUAGCCGUCUUGGCACAAUGUUUGACAUUUUCAUGCUGUAUUAAACAGAAAUGGAUGAAGGUUAUCGUCUACAUACCAAAUUAUUUGAAGUCAUCUGCUACAUCUGAGAAACCGGAAAGGGUAUUUGCUA
Cyprinodon tularosa is the source of this 2589-nucleotide messenger RNA. Its product is annotated as coiled-coil domain-containing protein 85C-A-like. Lineage: Eukaryota; Metazoa; Chordata; Actinopteri; Cyprinodontiformes; Cyprinodontidae. Bases 235 to 1245 code for a protein of 336 amino acids. The record is from RefSeq and is a predicted model, not a curated record. The transcript has 5 exons. Gene Ontology annotation, cellular component: apical junction complex.